Botrytis deweyae is the source of this 916-nucleotide messenger RNA. RefSeq lists its product as uncharacterized. Bases 21 to 677 code for a protein of 218 amino acids. Gene Ontology annotation, biological process: mitochondrial respiratory chain complex IV assembly. Gene Ontology annotation, cellular component: mitochondrial inner membrane. NCBI's taxonomy places the organism in Eukaryota, Fungi, Ascomycota, Leotiomycetes, Helotiales, Sclerotiniaceae. The transcript is spliced from 2 exons. The record is from RefSeq and is a predicted model, not a curated record.
AGCAAUUGUGAACAACGUCAAUGCCAUACACCAUACACAAAAUGUUACCACGAUUACUACGAAGCUCGAGGGUUUUGCCUAGGUUGAGAGUAAGCAACAUAAACAAUGCGAGAAAUCUUGUCCAAAGGAGAACGCUAGUUGCAGCGCCAAAAGUUGGAGAUGGUCCAUUGAUGGAGAGGAGAGGGGAUCGAGAAUUACCUGACAUUCCUGAAAAUGGCAUGAAAUGGGUCAGAUCUAUCCCCAUAUUCCUCGCCGUCCUAAUCUCCAGUACUCUCGCCAUUUUCAACUACCAAAAGUCCUCGUCUUCCGUUGUAUCAUCCACUCUCUACGCCCUGCGCACAUCACCCAAAGCGCGUGAGUUCCUCGGCGACGAGAUUUAUUUUGCGCAUAAGAUGCCGUGGAUCUGGGGAGAAAUGAAUCAAUUGCAUGGCAGGAUUGAUAUUCAGUUUGAGGUUAAGGGAACGAAGAGGAGUGGAACAAUGAAGUUUACGAGUCAUAGAGCCACAAGACAGGGCAUGUUUGAGACGACUGAGUGGAGUUUGGAGGGCGGGGAGGGGGAGGAAAAGGUUAAGAUUGAUCUUUUGGAUGGUGCGGAUCCGUUCAAGGGAAUUGAGGAUGUGGAGGAGAGGUCAGCGGAACCAGGCAGAGGAAGUUAUGCGCCCACUUUGUCAGGAUAGAGGUUGGGCUGUGGUUUGAGUGAAAUUGAGAGAUGAAAGAGAUUUGAGAGAGUAUAGGGAUCUCGUAAAUUGAGGGGAAAGAACUUUGGUUGGCUCCAGUCACUUAUGAAGAUGGCUAUUAGUCAUGCACCGAGCGCAUGUAUAAGCAAAUCUGGAUGUGUCAAGACGAUGAGGAUAGACUUAACAGUUGCAGGGAAAAGGGUAUUGGGUUGGCGUUAUAGGUUCAGGUCUGAAACGCC